Messenger RNA from Pygocentrus nattereri (red-bellied piranha), 543 nucleotides. RefSeq names its product gamma-crystallin M2-like. Lineage: Eukaryota; Metazoa; Chordata; Actinopteri; Characiformes; Serrasalmidae. Gene Ontology annotation, biological process: visual perception; lens development in camera-type eye. Gene Ontology annotation, molecular function: structural constituent of eye lens. The coding region runs from base 1 to 543 and encodes 180 amino acids. The transcript has 3 exons. The record is from RefSeq and is a predicted model, not a curated record.
AUGAUGGGCAAGGUCAUCUUCUACGAGGACAGGAACUUCAUGGGCCGCUCUUAUGAGUGCAGCGGCGAUUGUUCCGAUAUGUCCUCCUACAUGAGCCGCUGCCACUCUUGUAGGGUGGAGAGCGGUUGUUGGAUGGUGUAUGACCGCCCCAACUACAUGGGUAACCAGUACUUCAUGAGAAGGGGCGAGUACGCUGAUUACAUGAGCAUGUGGGGAUUCAACAACUGGAUCAGGUCUUGCCGCAUGAUCCCUAUGCACAGAGGAUCCUACAGAAUGAGGAUCUAUGAGAGGGAGAACUUCAUGGGCCAGAUGUACGAGAUGAGUGAUGACUGUGAGUCCUUCAUGGACCGUUACCAGUGGUCCAGCGGCUGCAUGUCCUGCCACGUGAUGGACGGCCAUUGGCUCAUGUACGAGCAGCCCAACUACAGAGGCAAGAUGUGGUACUUCAGGCCUGGAGAGUACAGGAGCUUCAGGGAGAUGAUGAGCGGCAUGAGUGGCAUGGGAUUCAUGAGCAUGAGGCGCAUCAUGGAUUCCUGGUAUUAA